AUGACGAUGGAGGGUGCUGUGGCGCGAGGCCAGCACCGAGGACAUGCUCGACCGGCUGCUACCACUUCUGCCGCAGCCCGAUCUCCCCUUCGAGACUGUCGCGUGGCAGCCCCUGGGAUGCUGAUCCGGAACCGUGUUGGCAGCAAUGCGCAAAACAUCACCUCGCCAAGCUACAUUAGCAAUGGCUACCACCGAACUGGUACUGCAAACCCUGUGCCGCGCCAGCAAGGCCGUAUCACAGCAGGCAAGCGAUCACGCCGUGGAGGUGAAGGCCAAGGUGCUCCGGGAGCUGCGGUCUCUGCUGGCGGCAGCGCGCUCCUGUCCGUGCCGACGCCCAUUCGGAGUACCAGUGCUCCCAGCCUUCCAGGCGAAGCGCUCGUCUUUGAGGUGACGACCAAAUCACCCGAAGCAAGGAAGGGAGCUGUGAGUCCACAACAAGUGGUGGCUACGGCUUCACCGCCUGUGGCCCAGCCAACGGCGCAGCCUCAGCCAACAGCUCCAGUGCAGCCGGCGCCGCAGCCCAAGCCACAGCCACCGACUCUGCCACAGACCACCGAGGUUCCUACCGAGCAGGGCAUUAUGAAUCACCUUCCAUGGCUGUCGGAGAAGCGCACUUCGCUUCUUCAGCUCUUGGCCGAGUGGUCGCAGAGCCACCGCGUCCUAGAUGAUCUUACCGACCGACUCCGACGCCUGGGCAGAGACCGCCCGGCCGACCAGGGACCCUGCGAGUUGGAGACAGGCCUUAGGCAAGUGAUCGCCAUGGUAAGCGUAAUCAACACAGCAAUGUGGCGCAGCUGUGCUGUUAUAUGGUGUCGACGAGCACGGCCCAAUUCGAGGCGUUUGCUCUGCUUGCAGAAGUCAUUUGAAGCCUCACAACGCCUUCUCGGUGACCAUGGCUGGUCCAGAAUGGUUGCGACUUCCACAGACAGCGCCUGUUUUCUGCAUAAGCGACCAGUGCGCUCAGUGAACUUCAGCGCCGGUGGACAACUGCUGUGCACGUCCUCAGAGGAUGGGACAGCACGGGUGUACGAGCUGGAGACGGGUCGCAUGGUCAAGGAGGUCGACCACGGGACCACGAUUUGGUGGUCCGAUUUUAGUUGUGAUGGGUCGAUGCUGUGCACAGCUUCGGACGAUCGAUCCGUUAGAGUCUACGACUGCAAAACUUGGAAGCUGUUGGAGAUGUUUGGCCAUGGGCUGCCUGCGAAAUGCGCGAGCUUCAGCCCGGAUGGACAGUCCGUUGCAACAGCCUCCGGCGACGCUUUCGUGAGGAUAUUUGAUUUGAACGAAGGAGACGAGGUGGCCAAGCUGAAGCAUGACAGCUGGGUCGUUUCUGUCCGCUACAGCCCUGAUGGCACAUUACUCGCCACAGGCUCGGCAGACAAGUGCAUCCGCAUCUUUGACGUCACGGCUCCCGAAGCCAAGCUGGUUUCAAAGAAGAAGUUCAGCGGCCUUGUGACUUCCGUGGACUUCAGCCCGGACUCCAGGCUCAUCUGUGCGAGCACGACUCGCAAAGAAGACCAGACCCAGAUCUUCGAGGCGGUGACUGGGCGCUGUGAGAUGGCCAUUGAGCAAGAUGCUCUGACCGUCUCCACCAGGUUCUCUCCUGCUGGUGACAGAGUCUGCGUAGUGUCCGGUGAUCACGCCCGCGUCUACGACGUUGAGUCCGGCGAGAUGAUUCGCUGCUUCGAGCAUGGCGUCCACGUGAAUUAUGCUGCAAUGCGGGCUGAUGGCCUGCUCUGCACGGCUGCGAUGGACGGUGCUGUUCGCUUCUUCACCCUGGGGGACGGCCCUACAGGCCGGGACCUGCUGCAGCAGUUCGAGUUCUUGGAGCUCAAGACAAGCACCUAUGAAAACCUGCGCGUGGCCUUCCACGGUGCUGGAGAGCCAGCGCCCGUGUUGCCAACUCCUCCUUCGCGGCCGCCGGAGAUGUUUCCACCCUCGCCAGAGAAGAUGGUUAUGCUCAAGGACGUGGAGGUUGGGUUAAGCGCCAUGCCAGUCGGGCGUCCCGCUGCACCGCCAGUGGUUCCCAGGUUGCGUUUGGGCGCUGCCAAGAACGGUGUUGACAUCGAUUCUGCGGCCACCAACCUCAGUGGCACGCCUUCGAUGCAUUCUUCUGACGAGUCGCUCUGCUCCCCAGCUGCGGGCACCGCCCCGCCUCUGCCAAAGGACAUUACACACAUGGCGGGCUUGUUAGCCAGAAGCCAGUCCUGUGUGACUCUUCACGAGCGCAAGGCCUGUGUGGAAGCGUCGCCGCUUACGAAGCAGAGGAUCCUUCACCAGGCGGUGGUGGCUGAAGAAGAGGAGGUUGCGGACCUUCCGAUGACUCGCUGGGCAUCGAGGCCGGCUCCCAAUUCUUCCAGUCCCGGAGUGGACCCACGCAGCGUCGCCGUGCAGAGCAUGCCCGUGGGCAGAAGUGCUUCUUCGCCGAACCCGGCCUCUCCUUCCAAGCAGGACGUUGUGCGAUCCCCACAGGCGAACGAAAUCAUGCCCAGUCUUCAUAGGUGCAUGCUUGCCAUUCCGUGGAAGUUCGAACAACGAAAGCAAGCCAUUGAUUGUGGAUUCAGUCCCGAUGCGUGUCAGCAGCUUUUGAUUGACAUCCUUUUGAUUGGUUUUUCUUCCGCAGACAUGGCUGCGUUCCUCAAAGCUGUCCUUGGACUGUUGGGACUGUUUGCCCUCUUCGGCCUUCUGGGCUGCGUCACAGAAAGCACUCGGGAUGCACGCAUCGACGAGCGCCAUGCUGUCCACAAGUGGAUGCAAAAUGCGAGCUUCUCCAGCUUUGUGGUUGCGCAGAGCGAAACUGCCAAGUUGCAUCCCGGCUUCUGGGGACGUGAGACAUGGCUUGGAACAGUGGUGAGUGGUUCGGUGAAGUGGCCUGUCUCAACUUGGAGAGCGAACUUCCACUUGCUCCCAUCCUUGGUCACAAGUGGUGAAGCUGUGGCCAUGAAGCAGCUGUUGGUUGAUGCCCCGAAUGAUUUCGAUGAGGAUAUCGAUGGGGUCGACAAAAUGGUGACCUACGAGUUCAUCAUUUCCAGCGCUGGGGCACGCAAGGCCCACGAUCCUGUGAGGGAGUCCUUGCGCCAGCGCCUGCGAGCCGUCACCGAGCCAAUCAUCCGAGACCGUAUCCAGCCCUUCGUUUGGAAGCGCUACCCGAAUGCGGGGGCUGUGUGCCAUUCGAUGAUCCGCCGCUACUUGCUGCACGAGCGCCGUACCCACGACACACACUGGGAUAUUCCCUCGUAUGUCUCUGUGGUCGUCAGCCUGGAUUCAUCGGGCCGCGACUUUCACGGAGGCUUUUUUGUCACCACCGGCAACGGCGAGAAGUCUUUCAUUCCUCUACAGCAAGGUGACACCGUCGUACAUCAGUCUGAUCUUCUUCACGGAGUGCAUGUCAAGGCAGGAGAGCGAUGGAGUUGGGCUAUGUGGUUCCAGGACUCCAGCGACUGCAGCUCACAGUCGGCCGACUGGUGGAAAAAAGAGGCAGAGGGAGGCGACCCCGUCGCCCAAACACUUCGCGCAAUGCGCGCGGCCACACCCGAAGAAUCUUGGACCUGGCUGGAGACAGCGGCCAAUAGUGGCUUCCCUCGUGCCCAGCUUUACUUCGGGAAGGCAAUCGAGGAUGGUCUCCAAGGCAAGCCAAACCACGAGAAGGCCUCCUACUGGUACGAGCAGUCUCGCCAAGGCGGUGAGAUAGACUCCUGCUACUAUCUGGGGCUGGUAGAGAGGCGUCGAGGCAAUAUAAGUGGGGCCAUGCAUUUAUUCCGACAGGGUGCCAUAUCUGGCGAGCCCAAUGCAAUGGGACAGCUGGCAACCGGAUAUCAAAACGGAACCGGAGGUCUUCCCAGGGAUCUCGAUCUCGCUACGGAUUGGUUCGAACGGGCUGCUGACUUCACCGUCGAGGCCAUGUACCAGAGUUACGUGCUCUAUUCCGAGGCAACUCCGAAGCGCAGCAAAGAUGAAGCAAAGGCCCGCAUGCACUUGGAGCGCGCGGCGCGGAUGGGCCACGAGACGGCAAUGAAGAAGUUUAUCGAGCCAUUGGCCCGGGAAGGUAACUGGGAAGCCGUGGCUCCGUGGCUGAUCCGGAUUGAAUCCAAAGCAGCACUCUCACAGUUCGUGAAGUUGCACCAGCGCGGUGUUCAGAUCAACGCGUUCACCCUCUUCCGUGCAGAAGAGGUCCUGCGAGACUUGGCAGAGCAGGGCUUCGAUGAUGCAAAAAAUCUUCUGCAUCAACUGUUGAACCCUCUCCUUCCGUUCUUACGUGUGGUCUUCUGCGAGUUGAAGGGCUUGAGACAGGGCCGGCUGUUUGAUGAGCAGACCAUGACGGGACGAGCAGCAGCGCUACUUCUCCAUAUCCCGAUGGUGCUGGACAUUGCUGGACAGUUCUUGCAGACGAUCAUCUUUCCUUUCGGGCUUCCUGAGAGUGCUUACGAGUUGAGGCUUGUGGAGUGGACAAUGGUGGCGUUCCAUCCUCGACCACAGAUCGCAGGGGUUCCUGGCGCAGCUGUUGCCCUCGUGCCGUGCGCCUGUGCCUGGAAGUGA
Symbiodinium sp. CCMP2456 is the source of this 4536-nucleotide messenger RNA. The record is from the annotation of a GenBank genome assembly. NCBI's taxonomy places the organism in Eukaryota, Dinophyceae, Suessiales, Symbiodiniaceae.